Fragaria vesca subsp. vesca is the source of this 734-nucleotide messenger RNA. RefSeq names its product L-idonate 5-dehydrogenase-like. The record is from RefSeq and is a predicted model, not a curated record. Gene Ontology annotation, molecular function: oxidoreductase activity; zinc ion binding. The coding region runs from base 212 to 562 and encodes 116 amino acids. Lineage: Eukaryota; Viridiplantae; Streptophyta; Magnoliopsida; Rosales; Rosaceae. The transcript has 2 exons.
UUUGAUUGUUGUUUGUUACUUCUAGGCCAUGAGAGUCGCAGAUUUUAUAGUUAAAGAGCCCAUGGUAAUUGGGCAUGAGUGUGCUGGGAUCAUAGAGGAAUUUGGGAGUGAGGUGAAGCAUCUGGUGCCUGGUGACCCCGUGUGGCACUAGAGCCCAGUAUCAGAUGCUGGAGGUGUGAAUCUUGCAAAGAAAUAAAAUCUAUGCCAGGAUAUGAAGUUUUUCGCCACUCCACUAGUUUUUGGUUCACUGGCAAACCAGGUUGUCCAUCCUGCAGACCUGUGUUUUAAACUGCCAGGGAAUGUGAGUUUGGAAGAAGGGGCAAUGUGUGAGCCCUUGAGUGUUGGUGUUCAUGCCUGUCGCCGAGCUAAUGUUGGUCCAGAAACAAAUGUUUUGGUUAUGGGAGCAGGACCCAUAGGGCUUGUUACACUGCUAGCUGCUCGUGCUUUUGGGGCACCGAGAAUUGUCAUUGCAAACGUGGAUGACUAUCGUUUAUCAGUUGCAAAGACUCUAGGUGCAGAUGAGAUAGUGAAAGUUUCAACAAACAUCCAGGUUUCUUUAUGAUAUGUCCUAAAUUCACUACCAUGAUCCGGACUGCAAUCUUGAUUGUCACUUUUUUUUAAUAUUGAUUUCACCAUGCCUGAGAAUGGCUAAAUAUUUCUGAUUUCUUAAAAUUAAUCAUGCACUGGUAACCUGGAAGUUCUCUAAUUGACUUUGAAAAGUGUACUUUUUAACC